Messenger RNA from Manduca sexta (tobacco hornworm), 1726 nucleotides. RefSeq names its product synaptic vesicle glycoprotein 2C-like. The coding region runs from base 96 to 1673 and encodes 525 amino acids. Gene Ontology annotation, biological process: transmembrane transport. Gene Ontology annotation, molecular function: transmembrane transporter activity. The record is from RefSeq and is a predicted model, not a curated record. Lineage: Eukaryota; Metazoa; Arthropoda; Insecta; Lepidoptera; Sphingidae. The transcript has 11 exons.
GAUAAAACUCUUCCAAAAUAGACGAUAAUAAAUAUAAUGCUACCGACUGCCUAACUAUUAUAACUCCGAAACUUAACUACGAAAACAGGUUCAAAAUGUUUUUUAAACGUUGUUACAGUCAAAGAAAAAUGAACGAAGAGGUUGACGUGCAAAGUGACUUGGCAGUUGAGACUAAAGUAAAAGAAAAGGAGAAUGUGGAUUUAGAAGAUGCUUUAGAUUUGGCAGGCCACGGAAAGUAUCAGUGGUUCCACAGCAGCCUGAUGCUGUUUACGUUGCUGGCGGCCGUACUGGAGAUGGGUGGCAUCGCCUUCGUAAUGCCGGCCGCCACGUGUGACCUUCAGAUUCCAGAUAACUUGAAGGGCAUUCUUACAUCCAUACCUAAUAUUGGGGUGAUACUGACAGCGACGCUGUGGGGUCGCGCGGCGGACACCCUGGGUCGAAAACCAGUGCUAAUCAUCUCGUCAGCUAUGUCCGGGCUCUUGGGCCUGGCUGCUGCAUUCAUGCCGACUCUGCUGGGGUUUGCGUUGCUUAAACUGGCUGGCUCUUUGUUUUUAUCAAGUCCCUCGUCACUCAGCUUCGCAUAUGCGUGCGAGAUCAUGCCAAUGAAGUAUCGAGAUAUAACUGUGCUUAUAUCUAACGGGCUGGUCAUGGUGCUGUCGACCGUCAUUCCAGCUUUUGCUUGGCUAAUCCUCCCUUAUUCCUGGCGGCUUGAGAUAGGCACGCUCGUCUUCCGACCCUGGCGCCUCCUCACCGUUGUCUAUGUAAUGCCUUUGAUCAUUGCCGCGGUGUUUAUGCUGGGAAUGCAGGAGAGCCCCAAGUUUCUGGCCACCAGGGGAAAAUGGCAAGAGUCAUUGGCAGUAUUGCGUAGAGUGUAUGCUUUUAAUACUGGUUUGGCACCAGAGGAGUACCAGGUAAAAUCCUUGAAAAGCUCUUCAGAUACGGUGAGUGAGGGAUCAAGCGACUCCAACGGCGAGCUGGCUCCGGGUCCUCGCAAACUGACUGCGAUGGCGAUGCUGAAGCCUCCACACGUCAAGUGGCUCGCACUUACCAGCUUCCUCAUGUUUGGUAUCAUGUCUGUGCUGAGUGGGCUGUUUCUCUUUGCCCCUGAUAUACUAAACAGGACUCUUUUUGGAUCGGAAGACGAAGUCGGCACUGUAUGUGUUGUGCUUAACCCGAAUGGCAAUUCGACAGACACCGGCGCAUGCGUGGACGACAUCUCUCAUGAAGCAUUUCAGAUCAUGGUGAUCUCCACGCUCAUAUUUGGCGUGAUUGUGAUGGCUGCCAGCAUGAUGCCGCUCUCCAAGAAGGUGGUGCUGGUCGCAAUGUUCGUCAUCGUUGGUGCCGCAUGUCUCGUCUCUGUGCUAACUACGAACAUGAUUCUUGCCGCAGUGACCAUGUCCUGUCUUCAGCUGCUGUCGCUGGGCAUUGGACCCGUCAUGGCCUACGUUGUUAGAUUUUUCCCGACGAGUUUAAGGGGCACAGCGGUGGGCGCAGUUCUCAUGUUCGGACGACUGGGCUCCGCCGUCGGUGCCAACGUAGCCGGGCUGUUACUAGCCGCCGCUUGCACCGCCACCUUCUACGGGUUCACAGCUUUAUUAUUCUUGUGCGCAGCUCUGAGCUUUCUCCUGCCCGGAGAUAACUCGAGAGAUGAAGAUUCUAGCAGCCAAUUAUAGUGUUAAGUUAUAUAUAAAAUAUGCUAACUAUAAAAUAAACUAUUGUAAUAUAA